AUGAGGCCUGGACGACAACGAUGGCGGUAUCAAAUCCAGUUUCUUCUUCUAAUUUUCUUUCUUCCGGAUGCGGUGAAUUCUGUAAAGUGUUACUGUACUGAUGAUCACUGUGUACCGUAUGGAUCAUGUGAUGGAACAGUUUGUCUGGUUGGAAUACUCAGAGACAGUAAUCAAGUGAUACGAACAUGUGGAACCAACACUUUGGGAUGUCAUAAGAACGAAGAUGAUAAAUGGACGGAUUUGUGUGCAUGUGAUCAACCGUUCUGCAACACAUUCGCCUUUUUAAGAACUCAUACAAGAAGAACGUCUUCCGCUUCAUCAUCUUCUUCGUCUUCUUCUUCUUCUUCUUCUUCUUCUUCUUCUUCUUCUUCUUCUUCUGGUUAUGCUCCGUCUUCUUCCUCAUCUCAUUUCGAUUCCAGUCGUCAAGAGGAUUCAAUGUCACCUGCUGAGCCACCUGGACACCACGAUGCUCCGUUGGUUUUUCAUCGAAUGGAUCGACCCGACGAUGGAAUUCCACCGCCUCCACCUGGUUUAAUGGAACGAGAAGGAACGACAAAGACAUCAUUACUCACUGUACUUUUGGUUCUUGUUCCUCUUACAGUCGGAGCAGCUACUGUUAUGGUCGUUGCAUUCAACUACUACUGUCAUCUAUGUUAA
This is a messenger RNA of Caenorhabditis remanei, 657 nucleotides long. RefSeq lists its product as uncharacterized. The record is from RefSeq and is a predicted model, not a curated record. Lineage: Eukaryota; Metazoa; Nematoda; Chromadorea; Rhabditida; Rhabditidae. The transcript has 4 exons. The coding region runs from base 1 to 657 and encodes 218 amino acids.